CGCUCCGCUCCGCUCGCCCACCUCUCGCCGACCGAUUCUUCUUUCUCUCUCCCAGCGGCGGUCGCAUCCUGUCGGCCAGGCAGCUCCAGUCGCCACCGUUAGCGAGCGAAUAAGGGAGCAGCAGCAGCGGCGGCAAGUCGAGAGAUUACAUUGAAAUAUUUUUGACGGAAUAGUUCUUUUAGCGGGGAAAUGAAAUGUCAUUUUUGUCGGUGUCGACGCGGCGGCGCCUGGGAGACGCGUUCCCCCGAGUGAAGUCCGCCUCUUUCACCCCGACCUCCUCGGUAGCUUGACACGGUGUCCGCGGGUCGGUUCGUCUCCCCGACGAGCGAGGGGGGCUCAGCUGUCCGCCGCCGGAGCCCCGCGUGCCGGUGGGGGUCUGUGGACAAAGCCAGUCAGAUGUUGGACGGUGGGAGACGCACAUCCGCGCAGCUCCGACGACCCCACACCGGGCUGCGAGCCUGAUUCGUCGUGCGGGGACACCCGGGAGGAGCGGGGUCUGUACAUUUGUUUCUCCGUUUUCUAUUUCGGAAGAGGGGCGAGAGUUCGGACCUCGCAGCCGAGGGAAGGAGCAUAGGAAGCGGCGGAGGAGGAGGAGGCGGAGAAGGAGAAGGGACGCAGAGGAGGAGAGGAGGGUGGGGAGAGAGAACACCCUGAUGCCAGUGAUGGCAAACGAGCCGAUCAUCCUGAACGUCUAUGAUAUGUACUGGAUCAAUGAGUUCACCAGCACUCUGGGCAUCGGAGUGUUUCACUCAGGGAUCGAGAUCUAUGGAAGAGAGUUUGCCUAUGGCGGACACCCGUAUCCGUUCUCUGGGAUCUUCGAGAUCACACCCGGUGAUGCAACGGAACUCGGCGACACCUUCAAGUUCAAGGAGGCCAUCGUCCUUGGCAGCACCGACUUCACAGAGGAGGACGUGGAGCGGAUCGUGGAGGAGAAGGGGAAGGAGUACAAGGGCAACGCCUACCACCUCAUGCACAAGAACUGCAACCACUUCUCCUCGGCACUGUCGGAGAUCCUGUGUGGCAGGGAGAUCCCCCGCUGGGUCAACCGUCUGGCCUACUUCAGCUCCUGCGUGCCGUUCCUCCAGAGCUGCCUGCCCAAAGAGUGGCUGACCCCGGCCGCCCUGCAGUCCAGCGUCAGCCAGGAGCUGCACGGAGCGGGCGAGCUGGAGGAGGCCGAGGACGCCGCCGCCACGGCCUCCCUGGCCUCCCUGGCCUCCGUGUCGCCCUGCGCGCCCUCGUCCUCCUCCAGCCCCUCGUCCUUCCCCCGACACUCCCGCCACCAGCCCCGCCGGUAGAGCGCUGCGAGGUCUGCUGGGGAACUGUUGCGGUCGGGGGAAGCGGGAUAGCUGCAGCAGCCGAAGAGUCCUAGCGACGGUCUUGUCGCACUGGGGCCCCUGAACUGCUCCCUGCUCUGGGUAAGAACGUCAGCCCCGAAUCCCUGCAAUGAUCCAGAGCACUGGAAUGGUUUCUCCUCGCAGGGAGGGAGGGAGGGAGGGGGAGGCGGCUCCUGCUGCUGACAAAGGCGGAGUCGUCUCUCCAUUGACACGGCUGACAGAUUACAACAUUCCCUCCAUAAUCCAAACCUUUCCCCUACUUGAGUCUCUUUCAUUUCACAAAUCGCCGCACAGAACGGAAGCAGGGACGUUUGUUCUCCCACCAAAGUGUUUUCAUCGUUUACCAGCCGCAUCCGGAUUGUACCAGCAGCUGAUCGGUGGUUGGUGCUAAAGCCAGAAAGGAGUGACCUUAAACAACGUGGACGACUCGUGACUGAUGUUUGUUUGUUACUCAACGCUGUGUGUUCUUGAUGCUGUAUUUCUUUGUUGUUCUUUUUAAUAUCCUCCAAAAUGUACACGAUGAGCUGACAGUAAAUUGUAACCGCACCACUGGAGAAUCUGAAGAAAACAUUCGCGAGUGAGACUUCUUUCUGACCGUCGUCACGUUUUGAAGCCGAGCCGAGCGCUGGUGGAAUGUGACUGCGGCUGGUAAAUGUUUUGCCGCUGCAGCCGACUGAAGUUAAAAUGUCCCGAAAUACUUUGGCUACGUAAAAGCGACGGCUGGAUUUUUUGGGGGGGGGACUGGAAACACUUCCCGCUGUUUGUUUUUGUGCUUUUUUUCAAUCACAAAAAGCUGGAUAGACUUAAAAAAAACAAAAAAAACUGAAAUACAAUCAGCCUCAUUUUUUUCCAGACACAGACAAACUGAUCUAAGACCGAGCGUCUGGACGGGAGGUUCAGGUACCAGGUAAUCAAUGAUUCCCCCGACUUCCUUUUGAAAAAAUCCUACCAUGACACAGAUUUAUAUAUGAAAUAUAUAUAUCAGCCUGUAAAGUAAUAACCAGUUAUUUCCCAACCACUUUAGUAUCCUGUCGAUUAUUUCUAAAUACUGACUGAGAGGUUAGUGAAGAUUUUUUUUUAUUACCAAGAAGUUUCUCGGGUUAAAAUCCCAGAAUAUAAUAAAGUGAAUUCUUUCUUUCUUAGUAGCAACUGCCAAGGUGCCUUUGAGCAAGGUACUCAACCUACACGCUACCCCGCCUGGUGGCCACCAGUAGGUGGCGCCGGUUGUGCUGGACUGCCCCCGGCUGUCGGCGCUAGUUAGUCGUCACGUCGAAUGAAGCGGCGGCAGAUAGCAAGUCGGAGGAGGGGCCUUGCGCUCCUGACAGGUCAGAGGUCAGAUUCCUAACAUCUGCGUCCAGUUCGGGACAUAUCAUACCGGUUGUUAAUUUUGAGCAUCACAAAACACCCUUUUUUUCAUCUUGAGAGAGAAUAAGUUUGAAUUUUUAUGUUGAUUGAAAUCAUCCUGUUACUUCAUCAUUUAAUCAACCUUUUUAAGAACAAGAACAAUUUCACGAGACGAUGCUGCUUUCUCAAAACCCAAAAACGAUGAGCACCUCAUUUAUAAACUCUACAGAAGCUGUUCUCUACACCACGUACUGUACUGCUGCACAACGCGUAUCGUCCCAAACCAGAGCCAUGGAUGUGUCCGGAGCAUAUUUCGCAGUUCACUUGUUUUGCUUGGAUAUCUGGGGAGUUUGAUUGUUUGUUUUUUAAAUCUUUUAUUGUAUUUCUAUGAUAUGUUCAUAUAUAUGUAUAUAUACAUAUAUAUGAACUCUGGCCUUUUUUUGUCUAUUCUGUUUAUGUUUGAUAAACUCAGGACUCCAAAAGGCUUUGUAAAAAUAAUAAAUCAUUUCAACUUUUUUUUUAUAUGACA
Molecule: messenger RNA, 3207 nt
Organism: Scophthalmus maximus (turbot)
Lineage: Eukaryota; Metazoa; Chordata; Actinopteri; Pleuronectiformes; Scophthalmidae
Gene: desi2
Product: desumoylating isopeptidase 2
Exons: 5
Coding region: 654-1295 (213 amino acids)
Biological process (GO): protein deubiquitination
Molecular function (GO): deubiquitinase activity
Source: RefSeq, a predicted model, not a curated record